Anastrepha obliqua is the source of this 2801-nucleotide messenger RNA. RefSeq lists its product as uncharacterized. The transcript is spliced from 7 exons. Bases 1 to 2145 code for a protein of 714 amino acids. Lineage: Eukaryota; Metazoa; Arthropoda; Insecta; Diptera; Tephritidae. The record is from RefSeq and is a predicted model, not a curated record.
AUGGAUUGGCCACGGAGUAGUUAUGCGUUAGCAUUGCUGACUCUCUUACCGUUCGUACACUGUUGGAGUACAACAACAUUGGGUGGCGCUGGUGGUCAAGCAAAUGUUGUUGGCGCGGGCGCUGGUGCUGGUGCAAUAGGAGCUGGAAAUACCGGUGCCAGCACAGCAAGAGCACAGAUCACAAAUGUGUCACUGUCUGCUGAUUUCGAACCCCCUAAAGCUCCAAGUCUGGAUACUUUGUCUGCUUGGAAGACAACAAACAGUUUAACAAAUGCAUCAAAUUUUCAAGACCCCGAUUGGUUACCAAAUUUAGAUAUACUAUUGCCACCACUCCAUAUAAAAUUGGGAAUUGCUAAGAAAUUCAUCGAAGACAAUUUCCGAAAAGCUUGGAACGCACUGAAAGCUGUAAUCGAGGAAGUUUUAGGAAAAAAUCGUGUACAGCAAGACAAGGCACAGGAAUUGGUGAAAACAAUGCUCCAUUAUUUUCAUGAAAUCAAAGCAUCCAUGACAUUGAAAUUAAAACAGUUGCCUACUGAAUCAGACGAACAAGGAGAACGUUUUCAUCAAGUUACCAUGCCAAUGGAAAAACGCUACAAAGGAAAAAGACUGGAUGCAUUACUUGCUGAAGUGUGUUGGUGGAGUCAUAAGGUAUCUCAAUAUGAAGAUAAAGAAGUCUCGCCAUAUAUAGAUUUGGUGCUAUGCCCAAUGAGAGAACAGCCAUGGGGUUGUGCGCGGCAAAAAUCAGCACGGAUUUUGGAUUUGUGGGAUAAUGACUUGCAAAUGCAGUGGCAGAAAUUAAAAGUGGAAGCCGAUCGUCAAUUGAAUGCAACCAUUGAGAAGCGUGGCUAUAGUGCAUCUGAGGUACUCACCAGAGAAAAACCGUCCACGAUAUUAAAGAAGAUCGAAAUCGGUACCAGUUAUAUGAAGAAAUAUUUAGCUGAAACUAUGGAUGGUUUUCUUGGACGUGAAUAUGACUAUGUGCAGACGGAUCCAAAGCAAAAUUUUGUCACCACAGAUGAAGAUGAUGAUGAUAAUAAUGAGGAAGAGGAGGACAGUGACACAGAAUAUGAGGAGGAUGAUGAUGAAGAAGGUAAUGAAACUGAUGCAGAGUCAGAAACUGUGCAGCAGGGAGAGGAAGAUUACACGGAUCGUGAUGAGGUUGCCAGCCAACACAUAGCCAGCUUCCAGGGUCGACCUGCUGCUGUGAAUGGCCAACUGCAUCACAGUGAAGUGCCACUCUUAAUUGGCACAGCACCGGCUGAAGCCAAUCAUGAUGCAUCCGCUGGUGUAGAAUUUAUCGAAAUCGAAGAAAAUGAGAAUGCGCCAACGGGUCAGUUGAAGAAACCAGGCGGUGGUAGUAAAAAGAAGCGAAAAAAUAAGAAAAAGAAAAAACCUGAAACGCUGUUAGUAGUACAACCGGCAGAACUGGAAUUGCAUGGCCAUGGUGGUCAUCAUGGUUGGGAUGUACAUGGCCAUGGUGGUCAACAUGAUGAAGUUGUGGAGUGGGUGCCUGUAACGCAGGGUCACAGUAAGCCAUCAAAGAAACAAAAGCGCAAGAAAAAGAAGAAGCACCAGCAUGCGGACGACAGCGUAUCUGUUGUGGUCGAGCAAGAGCCUUCAGACCAUUUGGGUUUGGGCCUGCUGGAGGAGUUGGCGGAUGCGGUCGAUGUAGUGGAUUUGGAUGAAGGACACAAGCGCAAACAUAAGAAACCACAUAAAUAUGGUAGAAGCGUUGGAGUGACACGUGGCAAGAAGAAGAAGAAGAAGAAGGCACUUGCCAAACUGGUGUUGUUGGGGUCAUUUCUCAAAGCGAAAAUCGAGCUGCUACUGAAAAUUUUAGGCGCCCACUUACAAAUCAAAUUCUUCGCAAUUGCACUCAUUGGUCUGCUGAUAAAUAUUGCACGAUUUUGGAUUGAUGUAAAACGUGGUGGUACGCCACAAAAGGUUGUCUAUGUUGAACAUGCACACCAUCAGCACCACUACGAUGAGCAUAACGAAGACUGGGGUGGCGAAUCGGGUGGCAGCUACUGGAAGCGUUCACUACAAACUGAUCCAUCAUUGGAAGAGGCUGCGACGGAUAGCUAUCAGCCUGUGCCGCAAAAUCAAGAUCCACACUUUAUGGCCUACCGUAGACAAUGGCAAUGAGCGGAGCGAAACGCAGCUAUUACUUAAAGGGCUAUUAAUUUAUAUUGACAUAGUUAUAUUUUAAUAAAUAUUUUGUAGCAUAAUGUAAAAUAAUUGAUUGUUGAGUAAUGUUUUGUUGUAAAAAAUGUCUAAAUUUUCCAAAACAAUUGGUUUAAGAAAUACCGUACAAGUAAAUUGUUUAAAAUAUUUUACGUUCAAUGAACAAAAAAGGAGAUAACAAAAAUGCAAACAAUUGAAUGAUGCCAGAAUUUGUAAACUUAUCAUAAAAUUAGUUGUUUAGAAAAAGAUUGGAAAUUUAGCUUUAAAAAAUUUAGUCAAAAUUAUUAAGCUCGGCUUACUUGAAGUGCAAAAUUUAUUUAUUUUUAUGGCUAUUAGAAUUGUAGUUUGAAAAUUAUACAUACUUAUAAGUAUUUAUUCUUACAUUUAAUAUUUAUUUGUUAAGGGGUCUGUACAUAAUGAAUUGACGCGUUUUAACCUUUAGUGUGCUCGCAGCGAAUUGAAAGAGGACUAAGAAAAUAUUUAUGAUUUGUAUGAUUCUUCAUCACGAAUGAGUUUGCUCCUAAAAUGCUUGAAGCGAUGCAUGAUAGUGUACCGACCCAUUUAUGUAAGCUUAUUUAUUACUUGUUUCCAUAUUAAAUUAUGAGAUAUUAUCCUAC